Messenger RNA from Peronospora matthiolae, 1560 nucleotides. NCBI's taxonomy places the organism in Eukaryota, Oomycota, Peronosporomycetes, Peronosporales, Peronosporaceae. The record is from the annotation of a GenBank genome assembly.
AUGUCUCAGCUGCAGCAGCAAAAGCGCGUCGAAGCGGCCGCGCAGCUCAAGCAGGCGGAGAAAGCCCUGACCAGGCGCUCGUUCUUCCGCGGCUCGCCCGACUACCUCUCGGCUGCGCCGCUGCUGGACAAAGCGGGGGAACUCUUUCGACUCGGCAGUGACUGGGAAGCCAGUAAAGACGCGUUUCGGCGCUGUGCGGACGCGCAACAGCACAACCAACUGCCGUUUCGGGCCGCUCAGGCGUGGGAAAAUGUAGCCAAGACGGUCCUGCAGCAGGUACAAGCGGAGGGGUCCAGUCGAACGAUGUCCAGCCAGAAGUCGCGGACUGGGGAAGCUCGCCAGGCGUUCGAGAAAGCUAGUAGCUUUUACGUGGACAUGGGAGAGUUUGGGAAAGCUGCUGAUGCACUGGUUAAGGGAGCACAGGCCUGUGAGAGUCAGGGGUCUAGUGUGGUUGACGUGCUGCCGCUCUACACACACGCGUGCGAGCUCCUCGAGGCCCAAGACAAGCCCCACUUUGCAGUUGAGACGUUCCGCAAGAUGCAGAGUUUCCUCGUGAAAUAUGAGAAAUACCGCGAUGCAAUUGCGUUGUUGGACCGUCUGGCGGCGUUGUAUGAAGCUAUGGACCAGCCCCACAAUGUGCACAAGUGUCGCUUGAGCCAAGUCAUUCUUCAUCUGGCAUCGGGGGACGUACCAGCAGCUGAUGCUCUGUAUUCGAAGUGUUUGCAAGAUGACGCGUUCUUGUCGUCGGAUGAUUGUGCUCUUGCAGAAGACCUCGUACGGGCCUAUAAAAUGGGCAACGAAGACCUACUGCGAGCAACGGUACGGAAGCCGGGAUUUCUUGCACUGGACAACCAGAUUGGACGCGUUAGUCGUAAAUUAUCGAUCUACGGGUUGGGAGAUGCUGCGGCUGGUGGUGUGAAGCCGCAAGCUCGGCGCCAGCAUGGGACAGUACCAUCAUCGAGUGAAAAACGCACGCAAGAGCAACAGCAGUCAGGCAAGCAACGCAAUCCGUUUGCACCUUCAGCACGAGCACCUCCUGCCCAACGGAGCCUAUUUGCACCUUCAUCGAGAGCGCCAGUGCCUUCACUAAUGUCGGAGUACGAGUCAUCCGAGACACCGACAACAGCGACCCGUGAUAUUGCAGACAGCGAUUACGAAGCUGCGCUGUCCGAAGCCCUCGGCACUGUUGCUGUCACAAAACAGGCCGAGACUCAUUCACGAUCGGCUUCGGUUUCCAAGUGUCUGCAACCUGUGUCGCCAGAGCCAGUUGGCUCGUCCUUAUCGUUUGGGCUAUCACCGAUCAUGGCUUCAUCUUCGUCGCCUGUAGCAGCGCGUGCAAGCGCUUGCAUGGAUUACGGAUGUGACGACCUAGAGUUUGCCAUGCCGGAUUCCGACUCGCUCGAGUUUUCCAUGGAUGAGCAGACGACUGGUGGUGACGUGGGUGGAAGGUCAGAUUCCUAUAGAACAGCUACAGCACCGGCAUCCAAGACAAAGUUGCCAGCGCGAGAACGUAAGCCAACGCUGAAGGCACCCGUGCAAGAUGAAUUUGAUCUCACAUAA